This is a messenger RNA of Ruditapes philippinarum (Manila clam), 1890 nucleotides long. RefSeq lists its product as uncharacterized. Lineage: Eukaryota; Metazoa; Mollusca; Bivalvia; Venerida; Veneridae. Gene Ontology annotation, biological process: DNA integration. Gene Ontology annotation, molecular function: nucleic acid binding. The coding region runs from base 1 to 1890 and encodes 629 amino acids. The record is from RefSeq and is a predicted model, not a curated record. The transcript has a single exon.
AUGUCCUAUGUUCCAUCUAAAGACAAUCCAGCAGAUAUUGCAUCUCGUGGCACACUGUGCCAAAAUCUUAUGAAUAACAAACUUUGGUGGGAAGGCCCAGCUUGGCUUAAAAAUGAGCCAGGUGAAUGGCCCCAAUUUAAAGUUCCGCAUAAUAGCAAAGAAGAGAACAGUUAUGAAUCUGAGAUACGUAAAUUAAAGAAACCUAGUGAGAUUAGUUUGGUACAACCAUCGCGUGGCACAAAUACAAUUGAAAACACUAGUUCAGAUGAAAACACUGGUCCAUUAACAAUAAACAGCCAACGGUUCUCUUCACUUACAAAACUUCUUAGAGUUACUGCUCUUGUGCUAAGAUUUGUGAGAAAACUACAAAAGAAAAAUACAACAAGGUAUAUCACAUAUGACGAAAUUAAAGAGUCUGAAAACAUGUGGAUAAGACACAUUCAAAGAUUAUAUUACAAAGACGUAUUUGACGCCAUUUCUAGUGGUAAGCAAAACAAUAUUCAACAACAGCUUGGAAUUUACAUUGAUACAUACGGAAUCCUACGCUGUAAGGGGCGACUUGAAAAUGCUGACAUAAGUGAAAGUGCACGUUGUCCGAUACUUCUUCCAAAAUAUGACUGGUAUACACGCCUUAUUGUAGCUAAAACACAUAAAGAAUUUCUUCAUAGUGGUGUUUCACAAACGUUGUCUAUAGUGCAAAAUCGCUUUUGGAUUCUGCAUGGUCGUGCUAUUGUUAAGUCAGUGUUAAAAUCAUGUAUGAUCUGCCGCCGAUUUGAAGGUGGCCCGUACAAGAUACCACCGUUUUGCUCAUAUCCAAAAUCCCGUGUAACCGAAGGUAUUCCAUUUUCCAGAAUUGGAAUAGAUUACAUGGGUCCUUUAUAUACAAAAACAAAUAAAAACAGUGAAAAGAAAGUUUGGAUUUGCCUGUUCAAAUGCCUUAUGACGAGAGCAAUUCACCUAGAAAUUGUAAAUGACAUGACAACAGCUGAAUUUCUCCUGUGUUUCAGAAGAUUUGUAGCACAAAGAGGUUCUCCUACCCUUAUUAUCAGUGACAAUGCCUUACAAUUUCGUACGGCAGAUAAAAUUCUUGAUCAUCUUUGGAAUAAAAUUCCUAAAAAUGCUGAAAUAAUGAGUUAUGUUUUAAAUGCUGGUAUAAAAUGGAUGUUUAACGUAGAGUUGUCUCCCUGGAUGGGAGGCUUUUACGAAAGGCUAGUUGCUUUAGUAAAAAGGUCAUUAAAGAAAGCCAUUGGUAGAAAAAUGUUAUCAAUAGUGCAGUUACAAACUCUUAUUAAAGAGAUAGAAGCAGUUAUAAAUUCAAGACCUUUAGUUUGUGUUGGAGAUGACCUGCUUUCUAAUAUCCCUAUCACUCCUGCUCAUUUUCUGUCAAAUAAUCCGAAAAUUGGGAUUCCUGAAUUAGAAAUCGACAUUGUGAUGACGAUUAUAUUCCAAUUGAAAGCACAAAAGAUAAUUUACUUAAACUAUGGAAAAAAGAACAAAAGGUUAUUGGAUAUAUUUUGGAAAAUUUGGAAAGACGAAUAUUUACUAAGUCUCCGAGAAAGAUACCAAAACACGUUUAAAAAUCAUCCGGGUCAAAUGCAAUUUAAACCUAAAAUUGGAGAUAUAGUCUUAGUAAAAGAUGAUACCUCAAGAGGAAAUUGGAAGUUUGGUAAAAUUACACAAUUGAUUAAAAGUAGAGAUGAUGAAUGUCGUUCAGCUAAAGUUUUAAUUUCAUCUGGAAAUGAACUAGGACGGCCGUUAAAUUUGCUUUACCCAUUAGAAGUUUCGGGAGAAGAACAACAAUCAGAGUUAAAAGAUGAAACUUCUGAACGUUGUAAAAAUACAAUUGUUUCUCGUUGUCAAAGACUCGUUGUCAAAGACAAGCAGCGAUAA